AUGCACAAGGUAGUUGUCCCCAAACUAUCUGGGGUCCAUCGCUUUGCUUGUUUGGCGCUCUACCGGGCACUUCUUCGACAAUGCACGCGACUACCAAAUGCCACGCCGGAGCUCAACGCAUCCAAACCCUUAAUAAAACAAAAAUUCCAUAGAUAUAAGAGCCUCCAAAGCCCAUCCCAGACAGUGAAUGCCAUGAAGGCCGGAUACGAGGCCUUGGAUCUAUUACACAACGCAUCCCAAGGAAAGAAGCGCGAUGUCAGUCAUAUCACGAAACUUAUUACACAUAGUCAAUCGAUGAAAGAGGAAAGCCGUCUAGCGCAAAGGAAAAUGGGCUUGAUCAAAAAUUCAAAGCCCGUGUCUCCGAAGGUACAAAAGAAGGAAGAGUCUAGGCGUCUUCAACAGAAUACCGCUCGACGACAUCCAGAUGCCACUUCGAUCCUUUCCCGCCCUCGACCCGUUGUCAGUGGGAGACGGCAGAUACCUGUUCUCGUGAACGCGCGUGGGGUCCCGUUUUUGCGUAUCAAGAAACCCCAACCGAAGAAUCUCAGUGGUGUGCUAAGAACCAAGCUUGAAAAGCGUUGGAGUAAAAUCGAGCGACGCGAGAGAUUGCAAUUAGAGCUGCUGUUCGCCAAGGAUGAAGAUUUAUGGGACAGAUUAACGAUUGACCAAGAACCAGACACCUGGUCUCAGGAGGUCCUGACCGCUCUCAAAGAUGUCAAUACAAAGAUCAAGGAGACCGACAACAAAAAUAAGGAGCUCGCAGAAGCCAUGUGGAAGGUUGUCCUUGCUGAACGCGAAUUGGCAGCUAAAGAGAAAGAGGAGAAGGAUGUUUCGCCUGUGUGA
Messenger RNA from Aspergillus wentii DTO 134E9, 843 nucleotides. RefSeq names its product LYR motif-containing protein. Lineage: Eukaryota; Fungi; Ascomycota; Eurotiomycetes; Eurotiales; Aspergillaceae. The record is from RefSeq and is a predicted model, not a curated record. Bases 1 to 843 code for a protein of 280 amino acids. The transcript has 3 exons.